Molecule: messenger RNA, 2246 nt
Organism: Dipodomys ordii (Ord's kangaroo rat)
Lineage: Eukaryota; Metazoa; Chordata; Mammalia; Rodentia; Heteromyidae
Gene: Ushbp1
Product: Usher syndrome 1C binding protein 1
Exons: 15
Coding region: 90-2246 (718 amino acids)
Source: RefSeq, a predicted model, not a curated record
UCUGAGUAGGCAGUGGCCAGCAACAACCCAGGAGCUCGGGCCGCUGACUGAGUGUCCCCAGGGAAACAGAGGACAGUGUCUGGACAGGAAUGAGUGUCAGAGCCACGCGGCCCCGGAGCCGUCGAGGGAGACCGGCUCCACCGGGUGAACUCGAUCCUGUGGCUGAGAGCUCAGAGGAAGCCGAAGCGGCCGGCAGCAACACCAGGCGCAGCGCAGACGCAGUACGGGAGGAAGCCAGGCCGCAGCCGCUGGAGCCCGGGGCCGAGGCCAGCGACCAGGGGCUGGGGGACGGGGCUGAUGGGGACCCAGAUGGAGACGCUGGCGGGGUGCCAUGCCCUGAGGGACCCCAGGAGCCGCCCGCCGCAGCUCAGCAGCCCCCCGAGGCGGAUCCAGCGGAUGGGGGCGCCGAGCCCACCGGGCCGGGGGCCCCCGAUGUGUUUCACACCCUCCAGCAAGCGCUGAGCUCCCUGGAGGCGGCGGCGGCUGCCUGGCGCCUGAAAACUCCACACACCUUCCAGGUCCAGGAGCUGCAGGAGACCCUGAGGAGGGUGCGGUCCUCCCCGCCCGGGUCUCCCGGAGGCCCAGGCAGUGACUCCAGCAGCUCGGGGGCCGACACGGAGCCCUGGGGUGCUCGGGGCUCCUCCUCAGUUUCCUCCCUGCUCCGGCUGCGUGAUUCCAGCUCCCAGAUCCUCGGGCCUGUGUCCAUGCCGGUCUGUGGGCCCGCAGAGAAGCUUCUGGAAGGCCGGGUGGAGCAGCUGCAUGGGAACAUGGAGAAGCUGAAGUGCUUCAACCGGCUGCUGCUGGCGGCGCUGCGGGGCUGGAAGGGCCGCUGCGAGGAGCUCAGCCUGCACGUGGGGCGGCGCGCGGCCGAGGCCACGGCGCUGGGCCUGGCGCUGCACUACAGUGAGAGCUGCGAGGCGGCCUACGGGGCCCUGCUGGCACUCCGAGAGGCCGACCCUGCCCGGCGGACCCCGAGGCCCAAAGCUGAGCUGCAGCGGGCUGCGGAGGAGGCACGCAGGCUGCUGGCGGCCGUGGACGGGGGGACACCCCCGCACAGCCCCGAGGGCAGCAGUGCGGAUAAGCCCAGGCCACAGGAAGUCGCCACCCAGCUCCAAGCCCAUAUCCAGCGGCUUCAGGAGCGCAGGGCCCUCCUGAAGAUCCCCGAGCCCAGCCCCUCCGCAGCAGCGAGGCUCACCGCGCCCCACGGCGAAGCCAUGGUGCAGGCCAUUCUGGAAACCCAGCCCAGCCCGGCUCUGCCCCAGCUGGAGAAGACCCAGAUCCAACAGGGCUUGAUGGCCACGCGGGAGACCCUGGCUGAUCUGAUGCUGCAGCUUCAGCUGGUGCGCAGGGAGAAGCGGGGCCUGGAGCUGCGGGAGGCCGCGCUGCGGGCCCAGGGCCCCGCCCACGUGCUGCUGCUGGAGCAGCUGCAGUGGGAGCGCCCCGUCCCUUGGGGCACCCCGCCCGCGGGAAGCCCCCCAGCGCGCGGCCCCUUUGGCCUCGCCCUCCCGGUCCCGGGCUCCUGGCAGCCUGGGCUGCCAGCUAGAGGGCGUGCGCUGCCGCGCCCGGCCUCUCCGACCCGGCCGUGCGCCAGCUUCCCCGGGUCUCUGUCCACGCAGUGCCCAACCCGAACGCCAGUCACUUCCUGGCCACGUCCCCAGCCCGAAUUCACCUCCUCCUGGAAGCCCCCCGGCUGGCUGCGGCCGGAGCUGCCCCCACGGCGGUUUCGGGCUCUUCUCAGAGUGAGGGCAGAGGCUCCAUCCAGCACCCUGCUGCCCGCUGGGCCUCCCGCCUCCCUUGCUGUGUCCCCGCAGGGUCUCCCUGCCCUCCCGGGGGGUGAGGAAGGUCGGGACCCACAGAAGUUGUCCCAGGAACUGGCUGCGUCCCUCGCUAGGUCCCGGGGCCUCCGGCAGCAGCUGCAGUCCCUCCGGGAGCGCCUGGAGCAGAUGGCCCGCAGGGGCCGAGCCAGCCGCGCUCAGAGCGCCGAGCUGCACCGGGACCUGUGCCGAGCUCACAGCGCCCUGGUCCUGGCCUUCCGCGGGGCCCACCGGAAGCAGGAAGAGCAACGCCGGAAGCUGGAGCAGCAGCUGGCCCGGCUGGAGGCCCGGCAGGCCGGAGAGCUGGCCCGGCUGGAGGCCGCCACACCCAGCCGCACCCUCCCCACAGCAGCCGACCCAGAGCCCAGCAUCCAGAAGGUUCUGGGCCCCGGCACUCUGCACCCAGCCCCAGAGGGCUCCCCGCCCCCUUGA